AUGAGUUCAAUACUGAAGAGGAGACUAAUCAAUGCUGCAGCCAAAGAUGUAGGGGCUUGGACGACGACCCUGCCGUUUCAUUUCCAGAGUCAAAGAUAUGGCCGCGGCCAAUGGAAUCUUUUUUAUGAUGAGACUCUAGAAGUUAAAAGUCAAUACAGGAUAGUUGGUUCUCCGGAGUUUAACGGACCAAAUGAGCGCCAGGGGCAUAAUUUCGUUGAUUCGUCCCAUGCACGGGGUAGUCCUGGGCAACACGGUAUCUCUCAGCCACAGGAGCAGCAGUUGAUCCAAACACAUCAGAACAUCAAUAGGCAACAACUGGAUGCCGUCCAUUAUCCAGUGGCUUCGCCGACUUCUACUGAUCACCUUACCCCAAACAAUUUUGCAUUGUCGGUAAACGAUAAUCAAAUAGUCCUACAAAAGACACACGCUUUUUUCAAUGAGAGAGAGGCUACUCUAAUGCGCAACUACGUGGAAAAUAUGGCUUUGUGGGCUGAUAUCACAGACCGUGAACGACAUUUUGAGGUUGAAGUCCCUUUGCGAGCCGUUCAGAACUCUGUUCUAUGCCUCUCUAUCUUUGCUUUCUCCUCCCGGCAUAUGAACCGACAGAGAAAGAGCGAAGCAGCCGAGGCAUUACAGUACCACAACAGAUGCCUUCAGCUGCUAAUACCCAUUCUAUCAGAUAUGAGGGACAAUAUUAGUGACACUGUUCUUGCGGCGGUCGCAAUACUUCGGCAACAUGAAGAGAUGGACAGCGAGGACAAUCAAUUCCACUUGACAGGGAUAACCCACAUUCUAAAUACAGUAUCGACAUUUGGGUCAUCUGGUGGUUUGGGUGAAGCAGCAGCAUGGUUAUGCCUUCGCGAAGACAUCCACAUAUCGAUAACAUCACAAAAGCCAUUACGCGCUGAUCUUGAGAGCUUCAGAAACUCAAAUGUUUUUAUGAGGAGCGAUGAUUUUGCCUGCGCAAGCCGAAUGGUAUUCUUACUGGCCAAACUUCUCAAAUGUGCAUUUAGUUAUGAGUCGGGGACACAUCUUACUGCGCUGCAGUGCGCAAGGGGAGAGAUUGAGCAUUGGUAUGCCACUAAACCGCGCACAUUCGAGCCCAUUCAUUUUACUCCGCGCAACAAAGAAGCCCCAGAUCGAUUCCCGGGCAUUUGGAUGUUGCUACCAGUUCAUGUGGUCGGCGUUCAAUAUUAUCACAUCGCGAAAAUUAUGUUGGCCUUCUCGUGCUGCCCAAACCCAUCCCCUGCAUAUGAGGUUUUCAAAAAUUCUCGCCAUAUUGAGAAAACUGUUCGGGGCCAUCUUCUCACCGUACUCGGUCUGGCCAAGUCCAAUAAAAAAGCCGAAAACACCCUUUUCACUGCACGUCAUAGUUUAGUUGCCUGGGGCUGGGUUAUUCGCCAUAAGCUAGAUCAAGCAGCUGCAGAAGAUCUACUAAGUGAUCUGGAGAAGAGAACUGGCUGGGAUGUGGCACCCUCGAUUCAGGCGUUGCGAGGGCAAUGGUAUGAAGAAUACUCGGACGAGUAG
Messenger RNA from Aspergillus affinis, 1527 nucleotides. RefSeq lists its product as uncharacterized. Gene Ontology annotation, molecular function: transcription cis-regulatory region binding; DNA-binding transcription factor activity. The transcript is spliced from 9 exons. The coding region runs from base 1 to 1527 and encodes 508 amino acids. Lineage: Eukaryota; Fungi; Ascomycota; Eurotiomycetes; Eurotiales; Aspergillaceae. Gene Ontology annotation, cellular component: nucleus. The record is from RefSeq and is a predicted model, not a curated record. Gene Ontology annotation, biological process: positive regulation of transcription by RNA polymerase II.